AUGAAGAGAUGGGUGAGCUUGGACUCAGGGGAGUCUGAGGACCCGCUUCCAGAAGACACCUGCCCAGACCUCCUGGAUGGAGAUUCCAACGCCAAGCCACCUCCAGCCAAGCCCCACAUCUUCUCCACGGCCAAGAGCCGCAGCCGGCUCUUUGGGAAAGGCGACUCAGAGGAGGCAUCCCCUAUGGAUUGCUCUUACGAGGAAGGCGAACUGGCCCCCUGCCCGGCCAUUACGGUCAGCUCUGUGAUCAUUGUCCAGAGGCCUGGGGAUGGCCCCACCUGUGCCAGGCAGGUGUCGCAGGACUCCGUGGCAGCCGCCGGCGCCGAGAAGCCCCUGAAGCUCUACGAUCGCCGGCGGAUCUUCGAGGCCGUGGCCCAGAACAACUGCCAGGAGCUGGAGAACCUGCUGUGCUUCCUGCAGAGGAGCAAGAAGCGCCUGACGGACAGCGAGUUCAAAGACCCUGAGACGGGGAAGACCUGUCUGCUCAAAGCCGUGCUCAACCUGCACAGUGGGCAGAACGACACCAUCCCGCUGCUCCUGGAGAUCGCGCGGCAGACGGACAGCCUGAAGGAGUUCGUCAACGCCAGCUACACCGACAGCUACUACAAGGGCCAGACAGCUCUGCACAUUGCCAUCGAGAGGCGGAACAUGGCACUGGUGACCCUCCUGGUGGAGAACGGAGCAGAUGUCCAGGCUGCGGCCAACGGGGACUUCUUUAAGAAAACCAAGGGGCGGCCUGGCUUCUACUUUGGUGAGCUGCCCCUGUCCCUGGCUGCGUGCACCAACCAGCUGGCCAUCGUGAAGUUCCUGCUGCAGAACUCCUGGCAGCCGGCGGACAUCAGCGCCAGGGACUCGGUGGGCAACACGGUGCUGCACGCCCUGGUGGAGGUGGCCGACAACACCCCCGACAACACCAAGUUCGUGACGACCAUGUACAAUGAGAUCCUGAUCCUGGGGGCCAAACUCCACCCCACGCUGAAGCUGGAGGAGCUCAUCAACAAGAAAGGGCUGACGCCGCUGGCCCUGGCUGCCGGCAGCGGGAAGAUUGGGGUGCUGGCCUACAUUCUGCAGCGGGAGAUCCUGGAGCCCGAGUGCCGGCACCUGUCCCGGAAGUUCACCGAGUGGGCCUACGGGCCCGUGCACUCCUCGCUCUACGACCUGUCCUGCAUCGACACCUGUGAGAGGAACUCCGUGCUGGAGGUGAUCGCCUACAGCAGCAGUGAGACCCCUAAUCGCCACGACAUGCUCUUGGUGGAGCCGCUGAACCGGCUGCUGCAGGACAAAUGGGACAGAUUCGUCAAGCGCAUCUUCUACUUCAACUUCUUCGUCUACUGCCUGUACAUGAUCAUCUUCACCACGGCCGCCUACUACAGGCCCGUGGAUGGCCUGCCUCCUUAUAAGCUGAGAAACAUCCCGGGCGACUAUUUCCGAGUCACUGGAGAGAUUCUAUCCGUAGCAGGGGGCGUCUACUUUUUUUUCCGAGGGAUCCAGUAUUUCCUGCAGAGGCGGCCGUCCAUGAAGGCCCUGUUUGUGGACAGCUACAGUGAGAUGCUCUUCUUCGUGCAGGCCCUGUUCAUGCUGGCGACGGUCGUGCUGUACUUCAGCCACUGCAAGGAGUAUGUGGCGACCAUGGUGUUCUCCCUGGCCUUGGGCUGGAUCAACAUGCUCUACUACACCCGUGGCUUCCAGCAGAUGGGCAUCUACGCCGUCAUGAUCGAGAAGAUGAUCCUGAGGGACCUGUGUCGGUUCAUGUUUGUCUACCUGGUGUUCUUGUUCGGCUUUUCCACAGCGGUGGUGACUCUGAUCGAGGACGGGAAGAACAGCUCGACGUCUGCCGAGUCCGUGUCGCACAGGUGGCGGGGGUUUGGCUGUCGGUCGUCCGAUAGCUCCUACAACAGCCUGUACUCCACAUGCCUGGAGCUGUUCAAGUUCACCAUUGGCAUGGGCGAUCUGGAGUUCACCGAGAACUACGACUUCAAAGCCGUCUUCAUCAUCCUGCUGCUGGCCUAUGUGAUUCUCACCUACAUUCUCCUGCUCAACAUGCUCAUCGCGCUCAUGGGCGAGACGGUCAACAAGAUCGCACAGGAGAGCAAGAACAUCUGGAAGCUGCAGAGAGCCAUCACCAUCCUGGACACAGAGAAGGGCUUCCUGAAGUGCAUGAGGAAGGCCUUCCGCUCCGGCAAGCUGCUGCAGGUGGGCUACACCCCCGACGGCAAGGACGACUACAGGUGGUGUUUCAGGGUGGACGAGGUGAACUGGACCACCUGGAACACCAACUUGGGCAUCAUCAACGAGGACCCGGGCAACUGUGAGGGCGUCAAACGCACCCUGAGCUUCUCCUUGAGGUCGGGCAGAGUUUCAGGGAGAAACUGGAAGAACUUCACCUUGGUUCCCCUUUUAAGGGAUGCCAGUACCCGAGACCGACACCCCGCCCCGCCCGAGGACGUCCACCUGAGGCCCUUUGUGGGCUCCCUGAAGCCGGAGGACGCCGAGCUCUUCAAGGACUCUGUGGCCGCGGCAGAGAAGUGA
Messenger RNA from Lepus europaeus (European hare), 2529 nucleotides. It is a transcript of the gene TRPV1, whose product is annotated as transient receptor potential cation channel subfamily V member 1. Bases 1 to 2529 code for a protein of 842 amino acids. The record is from RefSeq and is a predicted model, not a curated record. Gene Ontology annotation, cellular component: membrane. Gene Ontology annotation, biological process: calcium ion import across plasma membrane. The transcript is spliced from 15 exons. Gene Ontology annotation, molecular function: calcium channel activity; protein binding. Lineage: Eukaryota; Metazoa; Chordata; Mammalia; Lagomorpha; Leporidae.